AUGAAAAUCCCGAGCGCAAUCCUUGCUACCGUCGCCCUCUUGGUCGCCUCCGUCUCUGCCCAACAAGAAUCUCUCGACGUCACCACUCAGCCCGUCGACGCCACCACUGUAAGCGAACAAGGUUCAGUCGAGCCCACAAUGGCCGAACCAAUCGGAUUCAUCAACACCGGCAAGGGCCGCCUCCUCCCCUUCACCAGCUCCGAAUUUGAAGCCAUCGAGCGCGGCGAGUGGCCCCAAUCCCUCCCAGCAUCCGAGAUGCCCGAAACGACCGACGAAAAGUUCAAGGCGAGUGGUCUCUCAGGCGAGGAAAUCCAGGGUAUCUUGGACCACCACAACUACUACCGUUCCCUCCAUGGUGCCCCCGCACUGUCUUGGAACUGGGAAGCUGCCAAUUUUGGUGAGAACUGGCUUCAGUACUGCGCGUUCCAGCAUAGUCGUGGCAAGUUUGGAGAGAACCUUGCGGCGGGUUACAGUGAUUUCCCUGCUGCUAUCACAGGUUGGUAUGAUGAGGUCAGCAAGUACAACUUUAACUCUCCCGGUUUCGCCUCUGGCACCGGUCAUUUCACCCAUGUUGUUUGGAAGGGCACAAGGUCGGUCGGAUGCGCCAAGAGGGCCUGUCCCCGAUGGACAAUCUACAUCUGCAACUACGACCCUCCAGGCAACAUUGUCUCCUGGGACAACGCGUACUUCCGCGAUAAUGUCAGUCCUCGUUGGUAG
Molecule: messenger RNA, 717 nt
Organism: Linnemannia hyalina
Lineage: Eukaryota; Fungi; Mortierellomycota; Mortierellomycetes; Mortierellales; Mortierellaceae
Source: the annotation of a GenBank genome assembly